UGUUGUAUACAUAUUUUUUCAGUACCGGAACGAAUGAAUCACAGGAGCGUACCACCCGCCAAGUACAUAAUCUACUUCGAGUUAAAACUUGUUAACCCGCAGCAUAAGGACGACAAUCGUGUCUAGAAAGCUAAUAAGAGAGAGAAAACAUUGGUGAGAUAAAACAGAGCGGCAAGAGAAACAGACUACUCCGUAGAGAGAUGGCAUGCAGUGCUCUGUUUUUUCAUUGAUUGCUCACGGUGAUUUUCCUGCUCUUCUAGUUUCUACUUCCAUUUGGUGGUGCACCUGAAAAUCAAGGGGCUUGCAAUGGAUAACAAGGCUGAAGCUUUGGAGCCUGUGCUAAAAGAAGCCGUGGAUUUGGAGAACGUACCAAUUGAAGAGGUUUUUCAGACGUUGAGGUGCAAUAAAGAUGGUCUCACAACAGAGGCUGCUCAGGAGAGGUUGGCCAUUUUCGGCUACAACAAGCUUGAGGAAAAAAAGGAAAGUAAGAUAUUGAAGUUCUUGGGCUUUAUGUGGAAUCCUCUCUCGUGGGUCAUGGAAGCCGCAGCCAUAAUGGCCAUUGCGCUAGCCAAUGGAGGAGGAAAACCUCCUGAUUGGCAAGAUUUUGUUGGGAUCACAGUUCUGCUGCUUAUCAAUUCAACUAUAAGUUUUAUAGAGGAGAACAAUGCUGGUAAUGCUGCUGCUGCUCUCAUGGCCCGUCUCGCUCCCAAAGCAAAGGUCCUUAGAGAUGGGAGGUGGAUCGAGGAGGACGCAUCUAUUCUUGUUCCUGGUGAUGUAAUUAGUGUCAAGCUUGGGGACAUUAUUCCUGCAGAUGCUCGCCUCCUUGAUGGCGAUCCCUUGAAAAUUGAUCAGUCUGCACUUACAGGGGAGUCCCUUCCUGUGACAAAAGGCCCUGGUGAUAGUGUUUAUUCAGGUUCUACAUGCAAACAGGGGGAAAUUGAAGCAGUGGUCAUUGCUACUGGUGUUCAUACCUUCUUUGGAAAGGCUGCUCACCUUGUAGAUUCCACAAAUCAAGUGGGGCACUUUCAGAAGGUCCUGACUGCCAUUGGGAAUUUCUGUAUAUGUACAAUUGUUGUGGGGAUGAUAAUUGAGAUCAUCGUCAUGUUCCCAAUUCAACACCGGCCAUAUCGUCCAGGAAUCGACAAUCUGCUGGUGCUUCUUAUUGGAGGAAUUCCUAUUGCCAUGCCCACAGUUUUGUCGGUUACUAUGGCAAUUGGAUCCCAUCGUUUAGCUGAGCAGGGAGCUAUUACCAAAAGAAUGACAGCAAUAGAAGAAAUGGCGGGGAUGGAUGUGCUUUGCAGUGACAAAACUGGGACUUUGACACUGAACAAGCUUACCGUUGACAAGAAUAUUAUAGACGUCUUUGUAAAGGGAGUAGACACGGAUACUGUUGUUCUGAUGGCGGCUCGAGCAUCCCGAGUCGAAAACCAAGACGCAAUAGAUGCUGCUAUAGUGGGAAUGUUGGGUGAUCCAAAGGAGGCUAGAGUUGGUAUUCAAGAGGUCCACUUCCUUCCAUUCAACCCAAGCAAUAAGCGAACAGCUCUAACAUAUCUUGACAGUGAAGGUAAAAUGCAUCGGGUCAGCAAAGGUGCACCAGAGCAGAUUUUGAAUCUUGUACACAAUAAAUCAGAAAUAGAACGUAGAGUCCAUGCCAUGAUAGAUAAAUUUGCAGAGAGGGGAUUACGUUCUCUUGCAGUAGCAUACCAGGAAGUUCCUGAUGUAAGGAAGGAGAGCCAAGGAGGGCGGUGGCAAUUUAUUGGUGUCAUGCCCCUAUUUGACCCGCCUAGACAUGAUAGUGCAGAGACAAUACGAAGGGCAUUGAAUCUUGGGGUAAAUGUUAAAAUGAUCACAGGUGAUCAAUUAGCAAUAGCAAAGGAAACAGGACGCCGCCUGGGAAUGGGAACAAACAUGUACCCUUCCUCUGCAUUGCUGGGACAGAACAAGGAUGAGUCAAUUGCAGCUUUGCCGUUUGAUGAUCUUAUCGAAAAAGCUGAUGGGUUUGCUGGUGUUUUCCCUGAGCACAAAUAUGAGAUCGUGAAACGUUUGCAAGCUAGGAAGCAUAUCUGCGGGAUGACUGGUGAUGGAGUCAAUGAUGCUCCUGCUCUGAAAAAGGCUGACAUUGGCAUAGCUGUUGCCGAUGCAACUGAUGCAGCUCGCAGUGCUUCUGACAUUGUCCUGACAGAACCUGGUCUUAGUGUUAUUUGGCAGUGA
This is a messenger RNA of Juglans microcarpa x Juglans regia, 2211 nucleotides long. RefSeq names its product plasma membrane ATPase 1-like. Gene Ontology annotation, molecular function: P-type proton-exporting transporter activity; ATP binding; ATP hydrolysis activity. Gene Ontology annotation, biological process: proton export across plasma membrane; regulation of intracellular pH. Lineage: Eukaryota; Viridiplantae; Streptophyta; Magnoliopsida; Fagales; Juglandaceae. The transcript is spliced from 15 exons. Gene Ontology annotation, cellular component: plasma membrane. Bases 307 to 2211 code for a protein of 634 amino acids. The record is from RefSeq and is a predicted model, not a curated record.